Molecule: messenger RNA, 2565 nt
Organism: Oncorhynchus mykiss (rainbow trout)
Lineage: Eukaryota; Metazoa; Chordata; Actinopteri; Salmoniformes; Salmonidae
Product: GTPase IMAP family member 9
Molecular function (GO): GTP binding
Source: RefSeq, a predicted model, not a curated record
UGCAGCCACUUGUGGGGCGGGGGAGAUUUUUGACAUUUAUUUUGGCACAUUCGACAUAGCACAUGAAGGUUUCAAAACGCCAUUGCUUCCUCAUAGCUAAAUAGAUUGUUUUAAGUUCACAUUCUGUCAUUUGAGAAGAGGAUACUUGUCUUCGUGAGAAGAUGUCUUCAUUGUCUGAGUCAAACCCAAUGAGGAUUGUGCUGCUGGGGAAAACAGGAAGUGGCAAAAGCAGUGCAGGAAACACCAUCAUUGGAAGAGGAGAGGAAGAGUUCAAGAUAGGUCGUUCAGCCAACUCCGAAACACACAUGUGCGAAACAAAGACCAAGGACAUCGAUGGAAGAAAGCUCACUGUAGUAGACACACCUGGACUCUUUGACACAAACAUCCCUGAAGAGGAGCUGAAACCUGAACUAGUGAAAUGUAUUGUAGAGUGUGCUCCGGGGCCACAUGCCUUCCUCAUUGUGCUUAGAGUGGACAGGUACACAGUCCACGAGGAACAAGUCAUUACAAAAAUUGAGGAAUGUUUUUCACCAGAGGCCUUCAAAUAUGCCACAGUUCUCUUCACUUACGGUGGGUGACCAGCUUCCUGAAGGAAAAACUAUUCAGGAUUUUGUGAAAACAAAUAUGAAACUGAACAAGCUUGUGGAGAAAUGUGGUGGCCGCUGUCACGUCAUCGACAACAAAUACUGGAACAACAGUCGGCAGGAUGAGUACAGGAACAACCAGUACCAAGUAGCAGAGCUACUCAACACCAUAGAGAAGAUGGUGAGAGAGAACGGAGGAGGGUGCUACACCAACGAGAUGCUCCAAGAGGCAGAGAGAUUAAUAAACGCAGAGAUAGAGAGUAUUAGAGAGUCAAACAGCCAGAUGUCAGAGGAAGAGAUUGAAAAACUAUCCAAGGAAAGAGCGAGAAAGAAACUCCUGAUCAAGUUGUCAGGGGUAGCAACAGGUGUAGUGGUAGGAGCUCUACUUGGGGUUGCAGUGCCAUUAGCAAUAGUACUCUUACUUCUUGCAAAGCCAUUGGGACAAUUAAGUACAAAAGUAGCAGCAGCAACAGCAGCAAAAGUAUCAGGUGUAGUAGCAGGAGGAGUAGCAGGAGGAGUAGCAGCAGGAGCAGGCGGGGCAGCAGGAGCAGUAGGAGGAGUAGCAGCAGGAGGAACUGUAGUUGCGGUGGAGACCGGAGGAAGCAUUGGAGUUGGUGCAGGGUUAGGCAUAGCAACAGGGUUUGUUAUUGGGACAGGAGCAUUAGUAGGAGCAAUAGGAGGGGGGGUAGUUGGAGCUGCGGCAGCAGAAGAUGCAGAGACACCAGGAGAGGCAGCAGAGAAAGCAGCUGAGGCAGUCCUUAAGAAGGGUAAGGGAAUCUGGGUGGAGUGUAAAGCAGUCUUGGUGGAGAGUAAUGGAAGUGUGGAGAAUGUAAGAAAUAUGUCAAAGGGGUACAGGAAACUGAGCUUAAGUAAUGAAAAAAUGUAGCAGGAGCACUCUAGGUAUACAAAUAAAUAAUUCAGGGUGAUCACAACCUGUAUUUCAAUAGUUUUCUCAACACACCAGUCAGUGCUCUACACACCAAUCAGUACUGUACAGACCAGUCAGUACUAUACACACCAGUCAGAACUAUACACACCAGUCAGAACUAUACACACCAGUCAGUACUAUACACACCAGUCAGUACUAUACACACCAGUCAGUACUAUACCACAUAAGAAAAAAACAAGAACAAAAACAGUUUUAAUGUCUUGUGAAAGUUAAGUGACAAUUCAAACAAAUCCCCAAAAAUGUCAGACAACUCAAACAUUAUAGCAUGUUAUUGUUUAAAAAUAAUUACAGUAGAAUAUAUUUGAUUUCAAUGUUUUAACAGAAUUACAGGAGCAAAUGUUGGAUUGCUAUUUUCAAAUUAUUAAAACAUUUCCUUUCAAUGUAAAUUAUAUAAAAUGAAAAAUACCACACAAAAAUACCACAUUUUAUGUAACAUGCAUGAUUACAUCAUUGUCAUUAUAAUGCUGUAUGUUUUGAAAAAAUUGGAGACACAGAGAAGUGACUCAUAAAAUCGUAUUUACCACAAUGUUGAUUUUAUAUCAGGGUUUCCCUUUUCACAGCUUACGAGCUUUUAGUUUAUGUAAGUGUAGUCAGUGACAUCAGCUAUUACCAGCAUUGUGGAAAUGUUAAGUUUAUUCACUCAAAUCUUCCUAUUUUUUAGGAUCACUAUGGUAUUGUCUGUAUUUACUAUUUUUAAUGAUUGAGACUUUAGGAAUGCAGACUGGCAUGUAUUCUACACCCUUGAUUGAAUUACUUACAAAAAAAAUUAAAUGGUUAAUUGUUCACAAUCUGUUGGAUAUACAUGUGUACAUGUGUACAUGUGAGAUCAGGAGGUGAGGGGUGAGGUCAGUUCCUCUAAGGGAGUAAUCAGGGUUAGUAUCUGGUUACCUUCCUUCUCUUGGGCAUAAACUAAGGAUUGGAGAGAGGGAGUGUCUUAAGUAGGAUGUAUUUAAACUGUGAUGUGAGAAAUGUUUUGCUGUCUGAUUACAGCUGUACAGAACCUUUUGGAAGAAUUAAACUUGGUUAAAGCUU